AUGAAGCAGAUAUUGCCGCUGAAAACAGAUCCAAUGUCAAAACGACGGCUGUCCAGAUGGCCGGCCCGCCGCACAACAGUCACAACCUGCACAGCGCUGAUCUGUCUUUGGCUCUUCACCUUAAUAUUGUAUCGUCGGGGAGAUUUUGCGCUGGAGCCUGACGAAUUCGACCAACACUCCGUGACACAGCAACUCGCCGACAUCACCAAGACAUACUCAUCCAACAGCACUAUCGCGCUGGUACUAGCCGCGACACAAUCGGAAGAUCUCACCUGGCUGCUGAAUUACUGCCGUGACCACGACGCCAUCCCCUUCAUCUACACCACCGACCCCAAACCCGCUCCGUACCUGCUCGUCCCCCACACCACCCGCGGCCGCGAAGCAGCCGCCUACCUCUCCUACGUCGUCGACUUCUACGACCGACUCCCCCCCUACAGCAUCUUCAUCCACUCCAAGCAAGACCAAUGGCACAACGACCUCUUCGGCCCCAAAACCAGCGUCGCGCUGCGCAAUCUCCGCAUCGAGGCCGUGUCCGCACAGGGCUACGUCAACCUCCGCUGCGAACACGACCCGGGCUGUCCGACGAACGUGCACCCGUGGUCCCCGACGCAGAUCGAUAUCGAUAAGAAGGAUAUCCGCGCGUACUUUCCCCAGGUGUACCAGACGCUGUUUGGCGUCGGCACGGAGCGCGUCCCCGAGCAUAUCGGGAAUGUCUGCUGCGGGCAGUUUGCCGUCACCAGGGAGCGGAUCCGGCAGCGUCCGAAGCGGGACUAUGAGCGCAUGCUGGCGUGGGCAGCGGAGACGGACCUGACGGAUAGCUUUGGGGUGGGGUGGGUGUUUGAGAAGGUCUGGCAUGUGGUUUUUGGCAUGGAGGAUAUCUAUUGUCCGCGCUUUGAGCAGUGUCGGUGUGAUGUGUAUGGGUGGUGUGGGCCGUUGGCCAAUGGGGAGACACUGCAGGCAGUGAGGGCGCAGACCUAG
Aspergillus viridinutans is the source of this 978-nucleotide messenger RNA. RefSeq names its product DUF3431 domain-containing protein. Lineage: Eukaryota; Fungi; Ascomycota; Eurotiomycetes; Eurotiales; Aspergillaceae. The transcript has 3 exons. The coding region runs from base 1 to 978 and encodes 325 amino acids. The record is from RefSeq and is a predicted model, not a curated record.